Molecule: messenger RNA, 620 nt
Organism: Ipomoea triloba (trilobed morning glory)
Lineage: Eukaryota; Viridiplantae; Streptophyta; Magnoliopsida; Solanales; Convolvulaceae
Exons: 3
Coding region: 113-472 (119 amino acids)
Source: RefSeq, a predicted model, not a curated record
UUAGAUAUUCUUUCCAGUGCUUCGUCAAGGGCACUAUUUUCUCAUUUGCAUCAAUGUUAAAGCCUCAAAACUUGAAAUAAUUGACAACAAGUCCUUAGUCCGUGGUGUUACCAUGAAGGACAAGUAUGGAGAUUGCCCAACCCUCUUGGUUACAGCUUUAAAAGAAUACCUAGCACUGGGGUCAUCUUCCCUAUUCUGGAAGGUGGAUGAGCUAACCAUAGAGGUUGUGGACAUGAGUUGGAAAGAAUCGAAAAAUUACAUUGAUUGCGGACUAUUUGUAAUGAGGCAUAUGGAAACAUAUAAAGGGACAUUGAAUAAAUGGAACCCGGGAUUCAAAAAGCAAGCAAACUUAAAUGAAAACUUCUUAAUUGGAUUGAGGGCCAGGUACGCCGCAACAAUCAUAAGGUGGCGUGCCAACAUAUUGAAAAACAUUGUGAUCAAGAAAACCAAACUCUUGUACAACAAGAAAUGAACAGCUUGUACUCAAAUGUGAAUAUACAAUAGUUCCUUGAAUUCCUGUAGAACUAUGUUGUAAUCACACACCAAUAGCUUUAUAUUCACACACCCAUAGCUUUAUAUUCAUAAUUUCAAAACACCACAUUCACACUUCUCUAACUAUA